Molecule: messenger RNA, 6114 nt
Organism: Gopherus evgoodei (Goodes thornscrub tortoise)
Lineage: Eukaryota; Metazoa; Chordata; Testudines; Testudinidae
Gene: NAA60
Product: N(alpha)-acetyltransferase 60, NatF catalytic subunit
Exons: 7
Coding region: 1055-1783 (242 amino acids)
Biological process (GO): N-terminal peptidyl-methionine acetylation
Cellular component (GO): Golgi membrane
Molecular function (GO): histone acetyltransferase activity; protein-N-terminal amino-acid acetyltransferase activity
Source: RefSeq, a predicted model, not a curated record
GACCCCUGCUAUAAACCAUGUCUUGACAGAGAUUCUCUGGUGGACACCACCACUCCCUUCCAGCUCUAUGCCUUCCUCAGGGCAAUUUGAGUCACUAGGACAGAAUUAGAGAGAUCAGAUGAAAAUAAAUUUACAGCAAUGUGAUGGGUGUGGCUGCUUGAGUACUUCCCUUUCUUUUGUGCAUCUGUUUGUCUCUAGGGGCAUGUCUAUACUUGCCAUUUAAAGCAGAAAAAGUCUUUUUUUUUUUUGGCGCAAAAACCAUGGGAGCAUCUACACUUGUUAAUGACUUUGUGAAGUGAAACUCAGCAGGUAAACAGACAUCCAUCUCUCCCCCUGUAAAGCCUUGGGAACUUUGAAAAUCCCCUUCCUGUUUUCUUGGCAAAUUCUCACUUUUUAUGGCCAGGUGACAAGGCCUGCUCCCCGGAGCAAAUGAUUUCCUGCUUGGAGCAAUGCUGAGCUACUGGAGUUGAUCAGUGUUUGGGGAGAGGAGGCUGUGCAGGGACCCAGGAUGCCCCCUCCCAUCGCCUCCGCCCCCUUCACACAAGACCCAUCCUCAAACUGGAGAGAGCUGCACUGUGGGAUAGCUGCCCUAGACCGCUGUUCUCCUCCGGAUUGGAAGUGCUGCUAAUGUAAACACUCUGAUGUCUGAGGAAUUAAGGGAGUACACAAACCAACAUGGUAUAUUCACCUGUGAAACUUAGUGUUAAAACUCUGCAAGUGUAGAUAUACCCUAGGAUUUUUACAGGUUGCCUGCAGCCCCCAUUAUGUCCUUCACUGCUUUCCCUUGCAGUUUUGCUGUUCUGAUAUUUGAUCACUUGAAUUUGACCCAGAGAAGCACCAGACAAAAAGAGGGAGCCGUCUGGUUUUGAGUAUUCAUCAAACAAGCAUUUGGAAAUCUUGAGAGUCCUGAAUUGAAUUACAUCUAGUAGAAGGCAUUGCUUGAAGUACUAAGAAAUGCUUCAUGAUUGUGACCGAGAGCUCCACAGAUCAUCGAAGAGCUGCUGUAAUAGGAAAAAACUCUGAAGCUGUAGGAUCCUGGAGAGGGGAGGUGUGAAUGACAGAGGAGGUGCCCCCAACUGCAGUUAGUGACAUAAACCUGCGUCUUCUCUGCCACGAUGACAUAGAUGUAGUGAAACAGCUCUGCGGUGACUGGUUCCCAAUAGAGUACCCUGACUCAUGGUAUCAGGACAUCACUUCCAACAAGAAGUUCUUUUCCCUUGGAGCCACCUACAGAGGCACCAUUGUGGGAAUGAUAGUAGCUGAGAUAAAGAGCAGAACAAAAGUGCAUAAAGAGGAUGGAGAUAUUCUAGCUUCCAGUUUUCCAGUCGAUACUCAAGUUGCUUACAUUUUAAGUCUAGGAGUGGUGAAAGAAUUUAGAAAACAUGGAAUAGGUUCCCUCUUACUUGAAAGCUUGAAGGAUCAUAUAUCGACAACUGCUCAAGACCACUGUAAAGCCAUCUACUUGCAUGUCCUCACCACCAACAACACAGCAAUUAACUUCUAUGAAAAUAGAGACUUUAGACAGCACCACUACCUGCCCUAUUAUUACUCUAUCAGAGGGGUCCUCAAAGAUGGCUUCACCUACGUUCUAUACAUCAAUGGUGGACAUCCUCCUUGGACAAUCUUUGACUACCUACAGCAUAUUGGCUCAACGCUCGCCAGCCUGAGUCCAUGUUCGAUUCCUCACCGGAUAUACCGCCAAGCUCAGAGUCUCCUCCGCAGCCUGCUGCCAUGGUCUGGCAUUUCUGCAAAGAGUGGCAUUGAAUACAGCCGGGCAACGUGACCCAGUCAGAGCGUGGCAGCAAAGCGAGAGGAUAAUUCUUCCCUUUAUCUCCUGAAUCAUCUGGCUCUGCACUGAUUCCAGUGAUGCGGGCUUCCUAUCAAGAACCCAGCCUCUUAAAAUUGACCACUCAGCUGUGGAUUGACUGAGAUUUGGUAGACCAUAUGUUUGACUUGCUGCAGCCUCGAUUUGCCGUCGUCUUGGCCCAGAGUCCCAAGGAAUCCUGUUGUGGAUUGACAGUCGUUGCUGUCUUAUAAGGGGUGUCACUGUGCUGUAGGCAAGUGGCCCUUCCCAUUACAGCUCUGUUUUUACACCUCCCCUCCCUCUCUCCUUGCUUUUGGCCAGUACUCACAUAGAUGCACAUAGUUGUACAUGAGAUGGACAAGGAUGUAGUCAUCUGCUUUGCCAUAGCAUAGCUAAUGACAGGAAUACACAAUAAGGCAAUCAACAUGCACUGACCAACCAUGUUAGAGCCCACAAUACAUCAGAGGGCCAGGGCUGGAGUGGGCCCGCCAUGUCCUCUCAGUCCAAGGGCAGAUGGAAAUGGGGCACAUUUCUCUUGGGCUCCCAUGCUCCUGCUGAUGAGUCUGUGUUGCUGCUGCUAACACUCCUGCCCACUCACAGGAAGGAAACUGCUGCUGAGAUGCCCAGAGAUAGUCAUCACCCCAUGACUUAAAAAGAAGCAUCUGAUUCAUGAUGCUCUAAAGUAGAACACAGGGAUUGAAAUUGCUGUUUCAUAGUGAAAUAUAUUUAUAAUAUACUGUGUAGAUCCUUCUGCCUUGAGUCUGAGCUAGAGCUCACCAGGAUAGGAGUGGGGGAGAUGUAUAGAGUUAUUCCUGUAGUUGGAGCCCUAGAGGGAAGCGUGAGCCACCUCCAUUCCCUUACACUGUCAAUGUUGGAACCUGAGUUAACCUCCCUCAGGCUGUUUAGGAAUGAGACUUGUUCACAGAUUGCUGCUUUUGAAGAAAAUUAGCUGCUGCCCCACUUGUGUUUAUAGAGACUGCAGGCCAUGAGAGAUGUGGAGGGGGUGCGCUGACCGGCAGCCUUGCUCGGUCCGUGCCAGGAGUUUGGUAUUGAAGUCCCUGUGGAGGCUGCAUCGUGACUGUCAGCAGUGAAACGCUUGCUUUGUUUGCACAAGACUUGUGCAGGACACUUGUCUCCUUAUGUGGAGCUUGCCAGACAUUGACCUCCCCAAUAGGCCGAAGGCCCCAGACCUCCCCCCAUACUGAAUUAGUGUGCAAAAAGACCUCAUAGCCACAGGAGGGGCACCUGAGUGCUAGCAGGACAUUGCAAUAGUGCUGUCCCAUCGGCUCUGCUAGUGGGAUCAGCUGGGACUGAGGAAAUAGGAGCAAAGCAUACACUGUGGGUAAAUGCCUGGCCUCCUUCCAGCAAUUGUCAAGCCCCUUCUUCCCCUGGCAGAGGCUGUGCCCCCUUGGCUCUGCACCCCCAUUCCCACUGUUCAUGUGGCCACUUUGAAACUGGGAGUUGGCAGAGGAUGUUUUGAACUAAAGCUGGGGUGUUGUCUCCUGUGGGUGGUAGGUAACUAGGAGGUUACUACAGAGACAGGGACUGAUGGGGUCUUACAGUGCAAAGUUGGCCUCUUAAAGUAACUUAAAUCUGCUGGAAGAAUUAGUUCUCCAGAUGUCACCUAAAGACAAGUAAAUGUCUAACUGUAGAGGAUAACUAUCCUCUUGCUAUUACCAUGUCAGCUGCUAUCUAAGUGGGGUGGGAAUAGUGUCCUAUCUUAUCAGAGGCCUCUGCCUGGAACUGCUAGCAUCCUAGAUAAAGGACAGUCUUGGCAACCCCCUCUUCAGGAAGCCCUUAAAGCCUGUUUUUAAUACAGAAUGUGUGCUGCAAAUACAGCUUGCACUCUGUAACCCUGUCCCAUGUGGGGUGGAGCCAAGGCCAGGAAGUGAAUGACUCGAAGGGAGAGCGCCUUUGGGAGGGGGGGGAGAACUAGAGGAUGGGUUGGUGGUGGGGCUGUGCAGCCAUCGCUGUGUGUCUAAUUCAGUGCAUUGAGGCAGGUAGAGCCCCUGCCUGAGAAAGAGGGUAGUGACUGACCAGCAUGGGCUGGGGCCAGUUUUGUGGGGAAAAUUCCAGUGAGGAGGGGAGAUCUAGACAGAGCCAUGCAGUGAUCUUCACUCAUUCAGACUGAGAAUCAGCCUCCUCUCCCACCAGCUCUGCUUUGUUUUUGUGCAUGUCAAGUCUUUUGGCUGGGGGGCCCUUCUCUUGCAAAGAAGUUGCCUUCCCAGGAGGAAUGGAAUCUCUGCAAAUGUAUGUGCAUUCCCUGCUCUGCAGCCAGAGGCAGCCCACCCAGCAGGCUGGGCAAAAUGACAGUCCUCCCCUCCUGACACUGAAAUGUCUUAGAUCCAGCUGGUAGCUGGUCCGGAGGUGACAGUUAGGCUGCUUAGAAGUGGGUUUUAGAAAGGGCUCCUCUGAGCCAAGCCUGUUUCCAUGGGUUGGGCUGACACCUCAGAGCAGAACUUCUCAGCCUUGUUCUCCCAUCACCUUGUUUUUUCUCUCGUUUCCCUGGCCCACCUGCCUGGUAUGGAUACCAGUGUGCUCUGUAUUUUUUGAGGGGCGAAGAAGAGAAAGAACUGUUCCCUACGCUGAUAAAAUUUGCUAAAAGUUUCCAUUGGAUUAUUAGGAAAGUUCUAACCCAGUAUUCAUUAUGCACUCAAGUGCUGGGCCACAUGGGAUGUUAAAGGCUGCAGCCCUUGUGGGGCACAUCCCUAUGCUAAUGGCAAGGGCAGCCUCCCUCUGAGCUGCCCAGCCCAGGUCUCCAGACUCUGGCUGAUUUACAGCAGCCUGAGGUUUCCUCUCCCUUCAGUGCCCAUCUGCAUUCUAGCCAAGAAAUGCCAUCCUGCUUCCCCUGUUAGACCUGUGCUGUUGGUGGUAUGGGAGCUAAGAGGGUGAGGAGACUUGAGACCUCUGAAAUAGACUGGAUCUGCCCUUCACUGGCAACCUGCUGUCUGAGCAGUUAGGAGUGGGUGCCAUGCAGCUUCCUCCUGAUUGCCGAGCCUUGUACUGCUCCUGGUUGGGCCUGAGUGGAAUCUUUCUAGUUGCUGUGGGCAGGAUGUGGAGGAAAUGUGGACAACCUAGGACUGAUGGGCUUUUCCUGGGGAGGGGAAGUUACCCUGUAGAACCUCCUUGUUCACUCUCCCUAUACCCAUGCAUGUGUCCUAGAACUGCAUUUGUACUUUGUGUGCACUAAUGAAGCGGAGGGCCACAUGGCUGAGUUAGCCUGCUCUUAUACACACAGGAACCACAAGGGGGAGAGAUCAGUCUGUUUGGGAUGCAGCCACUGUAUUAGCAUGUGCCACAGAGGAACAGGUUCUCUAGCUGCCAGUAAGAUCACCAACAAUCCUUCAGUUGUGGGGCUACCACAGAGGCACUCAGAGACUGGGUCUGAUUGGCUUGAACUCCUAUUAUAGACCCUUCGUAGAGAGGCCUUGCCAUUCAGUUGUGUGACAGAUGGCUUUAUUCUCAAUGUGUUUUUAGAUGGGGCCUGUUGGUUCUUCCCACUGUAAAUGAGUUGGGUCUCCAGUGGAAAAACCCCUGAGCACUCCCUUCUGUGCCAGGGAGAUUUUCCCAGGCAGCACAGCCAUUGACAAUUUGCUUUGGCCCAGGCUUGAAACUCUUCCUGGUAAUGCUGUAUAGAGGCUCCUAGCUGUGAAAUUACAGGGGUACCUACUCAAGCCCAGCUCCCUGCCCAAGCAGACUUAGCCAGAUGCACUGUUUGAGCUCCCAAUCAUGUAUCCUACACUGUAGUAUUUAGGACAGUGAAUAUACCAAUGUAAAUGACCCUUGAUCUAGUGGCUCCUGGCAGAUUCCAUUUCCUCACCUCCAGAGAGGCUGUGGUUUCUCAAAGCAGCUUAACCUAAUUUGCAGUAACUGGUUUUGUAUUUUUUUCCCAUAUGUAGCUCAUUUUUUAAAAAGUAUACACUUGUGCUUGAGGAGUUAGUUGCUGAACAUGCUUCAGUGUGCAGUGGGUUUGUUUUCCUUGCACUUUACUAUCUCUCUGAAAUGGCUGUGCAAUACAGAAUCUUUUUUCCUGUAGGCCUAGGUUUGAACUCUUCCAACUGUUUUUGUACCUGUGGCUGUUGUCCAUUCUAACUCCCAGUGCCCCAGCAAUGAAGCACGUCCAGAGAAGCCAAGCUACUUCUCCUACCUGUGAUGCCCCUUUAUGAACUGUCCUCAUUGCAAAAGCUUGUCAGCCACACAUCACCCUGUCACAACCCUCCUGCCCCCUGUAUUUAUUGAAGAGCAUAUUGCUGCCCCAGUCAGCCUGUCUCUCUAAAUGUCUUCAAUUAAAAUGAUUUUUUCUUUUGUGA